AGGCAAUAUUGAUUUCCAACAAAUUGAAAACAAGAGAGAGAUUUUCAGUAAUAUAUUUUUGUUUAUUUUUCGUGUUCAUUGAAAUUUUUAACGAAAUGGCAGUAAAUAUGGAAGGUUCACAGACACACUUUUACGAUGAAAUCGAACCCUUUUGUCGAUGGAGAAGAACGGAAGACAUCGACAUUCUUGAGCUACAUCUUCCUUCAGGUUUGAAGAAAGAGCAUCUUAAAAUACAGAUCAACAACAGUGGUGUACUAACAAUAACAGGAGGCUGUCCAGUGGACCAAACCAAAACAAUCAGGUUCAUGAAAGAAACAAAAGUUGCAAAAGAUUGUAAAAGAAAUGAGAUUCGUGCAAAGUUCUCUAAGGGAGUUUUGUAUGUGACGAUGCCAAAGACAAUCCCUAUAGCAGCUGGUCUCUCAGUUUCUUUGAAGGGAGCCACGCCACAACAUCAAACCCCUAAAACAGAUGAGGGUAUGAGAAAUGUUGCAAACUGUUCAAGCGAAUUUUAUAGUAAGUUUGGCUCAUUGAAGCAAAGACUAUGGAGGAAGACAGUAGUUGAGGGUGUGGCCGCUGUGGUGGUUGUGGCUGCUGCAGUUUUAGGAGUUGUUAAAGCGUACCAAUAUUUUAUGGCAUCACCUGUGUGAUCAAGUUUUAAUAAGACCAUGUAUUUGCAUUAUUGGUAUGAUGUAUACAUAUAUUCAUUAUGUUUCACUUUACAUAAG
Arabidopsis thaliana (thale cress) is the source of this 725-nucleotide messenger RNA. Its product is annotated as HSP20-like chaperones superfamily protein. Lineage: Eukaryota; Viridiplantae; Streptophyta; Magnoliopsida; Brassicales; Brassicaceae. The record is from RefSeq and is marked reviewed. Bases 96 to 647 code for a protein of 183 amino acids. The transcript has 2 exons.